This is a messenger RNA of Racocetra fulgida, 873 nucleotides long. NCBI's taxonomy places the organism in Eukaryota, Fungi, Glomeromycota, Glomeromycetes, Diversisporales, Gigasporaceae. The record is from the annotation of a GenBank genome assembly.
AUGCGAGGUCACAAUGUCAACAUCUAUUUUUCCGAAAAGAAUUAUAAUAAAAUCAAACCUUUAAUUACGCAGAGAAAGAUUAGUCAAUUUGUUAAUCAGGCCGUAGAAAAAGAAUUAACUCAGCAUGAAAAGCAAGCCAAAGCAGGAUUAAGAGAAAGAUUAAUUGCCGCUCAUCAAAGAAUGGCUAAAAAUAAGCAGUUAAAAAAAGAAUUGGCAAAUGAAUGGAAUGAUCUAAUAGUCGUAGUGCCAAUGACCACUGAUAAUAUUGAUAAAGUUGAACCUUUUGAAGUUUUUAUUAAGAAUACCGCCGAAACCGGUUUAAAAGAACCAAGCAAAAUCCAACUUAUUUAUCCUAUGACUAUUGAUAAAGAAUUACGCUUAGUAGAAAGAAGACUAGUAAGCAAAAACCUCCCCAAACAGUCUCUUGUUGAAGAUAAAGAAGAAGGUAAAUAUAUUUGUGAUGCUUGUUUGAUGGCUUUUUAUUACUUUGAAAAGUCUGAACUUUUAAGCCUUAAAAAAAGCAAGAGAAAUACUCUUAAAGGCUAUAUUGGAUAUCACCAAAAUAAAUUCAUUUUAAAAGAAAGAAAAAUUGCUAUUUUUACUCGCCAUAUUUACCUAAAUCGCUUAUUCCUUUAUCACCAAUUAGGCUUACAGAUUUAUUACUUGGACUCGGCUGAAUUUACAGCCCUUUUUAACUUGGAUAAUUUAAUCAAAAUAUUAGCCCAUGAGUUAGGGCAUGCGAUAUUAACUGAUACUCAACCAAAAACCCAAGAGAUUAACGGAGGACACGGAAAAGAGCAUGACAAGAUUAGCGAGGAGAUUAUUAAGAUGAUUGAGAAAUCUGAUGAAUUUAGAGAAUUAAAAAAAUUUUGA